AUGGCAGCGGGGCUCCUCCAAAGCAUCUUCGCUGCUGUGCAGAAGGCGCCUGAUGCUACAGCGUUGCUGUGGUAUGCGCCAAACGGCAAGGGAACGGCUGCAGACAAGAGCACUCAGAGCUACCACGAAGUCUGGACAGCGGCCACAGAGGCCGCCUCCGUACUCGCAUCCUUGGCGGCGGAGACGGAGCAGACGGAGCCGGAGCUGCCUGCAAGAAUCGGCCUCAUGCUCUCAGGUGGAGUCGCCCUGCCCGUGCUGGAGCUAGCGGUGCUGCUUGCAGGUCUUGUCUUGGUACCUCUGGAUGCUGAAGAACCACUUCCGCGACUGGAGUUCAUUGUGGAGGAUGCCGGACCGCUGCUGGCCUUGGUGGCAGCAGAGCCGCAACUUCAGAAAGCAGAGAUGCUGCUGCAGAGCUCGGGACAUCCAAGCCAGAAGAGAGGACCAUGGCUCCUUCGAGAGUCAGAGCUGCUGCGACGCGAGGCAACCCAGACGUCUGAGCGUCGACAACCGCAUCAUAUUGCCCCAGAGCAGAUUUCGCACAUCUUCUUCACAUCGGGAAGCACUGGACGUCCCAAAGGUUGCAUGUGCAGCUUUGGCAAUUUGGACACGUACUGCGUGGCAAAGAACUCUGUCCACCAGGUUGACAGCUCCAGCAUUGUCUUCGUGGCCAGUGCGCACACCUUCGACCCGUCCCUUGGCGACUUCUUCUCUGCGUGGUUGGCGGGCGCAACCGUGGCCCUGGCACCGCGGGAGACGCUGCAGGCAUCUCUUGGGAGCUGUCUCCGGAAAACCGAGGCCAGCCACGUGCAAACGACCCCUGCACACUUUGCUACUGUGGAGGCAGGAGCUUUACAGUUGCGAGUGGUUGCAUUGGGAGGCGAACUGAUGCCGCAGUCGCUGACCGCCUGGGCUGCUGACGUCAGCCUGCUGAACACCUACGGCGUGACGGAGUGCACCGUGUAUCAGGCGGCGGCAGUGCUCACGCCCAAGAGCAGCCCUCGACUGUUGGGUGCUGCGCUCCCUGGCACACGGCUCUUGCUCGCAGCAGGCAGAGGUGAUGAUCCGACCGCUCUCGUGGAGGAUGGCAGCGGGGCACAGGGCGAGCUCUGGAUUGCAGGCCCGCAAGUCGGCCUGGGCUACAUGAGGCGCCCGGAGCUGACGUCGGAGCGGUUUCGUGACAUCGAGGGCCUUGGGCGCUGCUUCCGCAGUGGUGACUUGGCCACAGCCAGAGAUGGCGGCUGGCAGCUGCUAGGCCGCCGUGACGGGAUGGUGAAGCUGCGCGGCCGCCGGGUGGAGUUGGGGGAAGUGGAGGAAGUCCUGCUUGCAGCAGCGCCUGACAUCAUCGCGGCGGCUGCUGCGGUUUUGGUUCCUCCAGGUCCUCGACUUGUUCUCUACUGUGUCCUGCGAGGAGACCAGGCAGCGGACUGCCAAGAAGUUUGCUGCACACUGCUACGGCGCUUGGGAGAAGAUCGGUUGCCUGCCCACAUGGUCCCAAGCGUGGUCUUGGCUGUGGACUCGUUUCCCAUGACCGCCACCGGGAAGGUCUCACGCAAGGAGUUGGCGCAGAGGCCGCUGCCCGACCUGGGAUGCCAAGCAGGCCAAGCAGGCCGAGGAGGCCAGCUGCCAGGGCCCGCCGGCCGCGUGGCCGCCGCCUGGAGUGAGGUGCUGGGAGUUCCCGUCGGGAAUGCCAGGGCCCACUUCCUCGCUUUGGGAGGGGACUCCCUGGCUGCACUGCGCGUUUGCCAGCGCCUGGCGGCAAGGAGCACGACGGAGCCAGGAUCCUUCGGCGAGCAUCUGCCAGAGCCACUGCUGCCGGCGAAUCUCCUCAGCAGGCCGUACCUGACAGACUUUUUGCAGCAUCUGCAGCGGUCGUCCGUUGGUGCCGAGUUCGAGGAGUCAGCGGAGUCCACAGCUGAGUCUACGGAGCGCAGGGAGUCUGGGGCGAUCGAGCUGGAUGCAGAGGCAUCGCAGGAUCUCGAGCAGACUGGCACCACAGGGCAGGCCUCCUACCACGAAAUCCUCCAGCAAGCAGCUGGUGUCGGAGCACUUCAUGCAGUUCACCAUCUCCUCCAACGUCACGAUGUGCAUGGUGCGCAUGAGUCAGCUGCAUGUGCCCGCACACCAUUGCAUGCAGCGUGCAUGAACGGCCGCGCCGAAGUUGUCCGAGUACUGCUGGAAGCUAGAGCGUCUGCCACUUCAUCCGACAGAAAUGGGGUCCAGCCGCUUCAUUUGGCUGCACAAGGUGGGUCAGAGCAAGUGCUGACCUUGUUGACGACGGCACGAGCCAAGAUGGAUGCGACAAGUGGCCAGAAGCAGACUGCCCUUCACUGGGCAGCUCGAUCCGGAGCACCUGGAGCUGUGUUGAGCUUUCUCCUGGCAGAUCAUGAAGCGAGCGCAGCGAGCGCCCCGAGAAAAGCUAGAGGCGCCAGAGCUGGGGCAUGUGUGAGGGUCGAUGCGAAGGAUGAAUGGGGCAGAUCGGCCUUGCAUUGGGCGGUUGUGAAUGGCCACCGCACCGUCGUUCUGAAGCUUCUCGAAGCAGGUGCCGACCGGAAUUUGCGAGAUGCCUCAGGUGAGACGCCCUUGCUUAUUGCGGAGCGAAGGGCACAGUGCCAGGCACAAGACCGACCAGGAGACAUGGGAGCGUCGGUCUUCGGAGACAUCGCCACGCUGCUGGGCGGCUCAGCAAGCACAGCGAAGGCGUAG
Messenger RNA from Symbiodinium natans, 2703 nucleotides. The record is from the annotation of a GenBank genome assembly. NCBI's taxonomy places the organism in Eukaryota, Dinophyceae, Suessiales, Symbiodiniaceae.